UGCUAAUCCUGUUUGUCGAUUGUCUCAGAAAGCAUUUCCUGCGGAAGAGGUCUCCGGAAAUGAAAUAUAUUUGCCACGGUUGAUUCUGCUGAAAUAUUUACAGGAACUAUUUACCAUGUUGUGAGAUUUUUGCGAUAAUAAUGGCUGGGAUUCGAUACAUUAUUAUUGCUGGCGCAGGAUUUCUAGGAGGAAUAUUGUACCGAGACAAGGCCGGGCAUACAUUAUCCGCUGCAAGAUCUCUAUCUCCGGCAAACGUAGAUGUUCCUGCUGCAAUGGACAUUGAUGAAAGAGGUGAUCAUGUUAUUGAAACUAUGAAAUUCGGUUUUCCAAGUUAUGAAAGCAUUCGCUCUCGAAAAAGUUAUGUGAUAUCUUAUGACCGAAGAAAUAGAGUACCAAACUGGGUAUUGGAAAGACUUACUCCUAAUCACAUAGCUUACAAUGAAAAUGUUUCUAGAUCAAAAACAGAAUUUUUUGAAGACGACUCGAUUCACCCUUAUUUUCGUUCCACAAAUAGUGAUUACAGAGGAAGUGGCUAUGAUCGAGGACAUCUUGCUGCUGCUGGCAACCAUAGGAGUUUUCAAGAGUUCUUAGAUGAUACUUUUGUCUUAAGCAACAUUGCCCCUCAAGUUGGAAAAGGCUUUAACAGGGACAUUUGGAACAAGCUUGAAAAAUAUGUACGUGGUCUUGUGAAAAAAUAUAGACAAGUUUAUGUUUGUUCUGGACCCUUGUACUUACCAAGGAAUGAAGCAGAUGGAAAGAAAUAUGUUAAAUAUGAAGUCAUAGGAGCCAACAAUGUUGCAGUGCCUACACAUUUUUUCAAAAUAAUUUUAUGUGAAACGGAAAGUAAUGAAUAUGAUUUAGAAGCAUAUGUUUUGCCUAAUACUGUGAUAGAUGAAAAUGUGCCACUGAAAGCAUUUCUGGUUCCUCGAGAUUCUAUUGAACGAGCGGCUGGCUUUUUAUUGUUUGAAAAGUUGCCCUUAACUUCACUUCGUAAUGUUAAUGGACUUCCUGCCCUAAAGAAAUAAUUGUUGUUAUAGCAGAUAUUUCCUCCUCAAUAAUUACAUAACUAAUUAUUCCCUGGUGCUCUUUGCCUAAAGUGGCAAUAACUUUUUAUAUCUAAGUUCCGGUUUUUGAGGCUUUAAAUCCAGUUUAUGAUUUUAGUUACUGAUUAUGUGCCUUAAAGAUACUGUUUUUUGAAAAAAAAUUUGCCUAUGCAAGUAUUCAAUUUCAGAGCCUUUAACAUUGUGCUUACCAUGCAUACUCAUUUACAAGCUGACUUAUGUAUAAGUCAACUCCAAACUCAUCAAACAAAAUUUAGGAAAACAACUUUUGUGUUUGAUGCAGAUCAUAUUUUUUAAAAAAUAUUUUUUUUUUUAAAGUAGGAUUUUAAGACCAGGAGUUUUAAUUUACUCCAGUCUCUAUUAGAGUACACAGAGGGUGUUUGACCGGCCGAUAUGAAUUCCCUAUCCCUUCAGCCACAAGUUCUCUGUUUUACCAAUAGGAUUACCACUGCCCAAUGUGUCCUAGACAAAGUGAGAAAAAUGUUAUCUCAAUAAAGGCAGCAACAUAGAAUCAAAUGUGGAUGUUUUUAAAAUUGAGAUGGAAAUCAUGCAUACCAUUGCGUUAUUUAUGCUGAACAGUUUUCUUUGUUCAAGAUUUACAGAAUUUUUUGUGCCAAUAGUGAUUGAGUGUUUUAUUUUCACACAGGAGCAUAACAUACAUUUGAAAACUUACUGAAUGUACAAGAAGUUAAAUGCUAAAGCAUAAAAAAUAUUAGUUGAUAAAAAGGUAAACCGAUUGCUAAUUCAAAGUACCAAAAUGUGCAAGCAAAGGUUCUGGGUUACUUUGAUCCUCUUCGUUUUGCACCAAUAAAGUGGCUGUAUGGAAAUAAAAAUUAAAACUUAAAAAAAAAAAAAACUUUUAGUGCACUAUGGAAAUUUGCUUCCCAUAUUUUAGCACAAAAAUUUCAGAAUUUAUACAAACACAUAACUUGUGCUGCAUUUGAGUGAAUAAUAUUUUCUUAUCUCAAGAUUUUACAGUGUGGAUUUCAGAGAAAUCUAUCUCAUUUUCUUUUUAUUCAUGUGUGUUAGCAAUUAGUUGUGGUGUGUUAUAGUUUUGAAUAGUUGUCUAGUCAGCAUAUUGUUGUGAUUUAGAAUGAGUUAUUAUUUGUUACUUGUUAAGUUCUUAUAUAGAUCUUGAUUACCAAAAGAAUCAAGUUUCAAAAUCAUGUUUGAGGAAUAUUGUAAUGAAAUUUUUUACACUGUAAUGUACUGUAAAGCCUCAAUUGUUAUUCUACUCUCUAUUGUUAUCAGAUAUUAGUUUAAAAAUCAAAUAAUUAAUUAUUUUUCUAAUUUUGAUUAGAAUGAAAAUAAAUCGUGAUCUUGUAAUUUAAUUAGAGAUAAGUUGAUGAAUAUGUUUCAAGUCUUAGCAAUGUGUAAUAAAUAUCACACGGAAGUUGGGGCAAACCUAAUUUGGCGGCAUUGUGAAGCCUAUGCAGAGCUUAAUCACAGCAUUAUGACUCUGUCUGGUCAGGUUCACCCCAACUAUAGAUCAUUUUACAUUUAUUUGUAUUGUUUUAUUUAUUUUAUGCAUGAAUGUGGGCAUGUAAUUUGUCAAUU
Uloborus diversus is the source of this 2618-nucleotide messenger RNA. Its product is annotated as endonuclease G, mitochondrial-like. The record is from RefSeq and is a predicted model, not a curated record. The transcript is spliced from 5 exons. Lineage: Eukaryota; Metazoa; Arthropoda; Arachnida; Araneae; Uloboridae. Gene Ontology annotation, cellular component: nucleus; mitochondrial inner membrane. Gene Ontology annotation, molecular function: RNA endonuclease activity; single-stranded DNA endonuclease activity; metal ion binding. Gene Ontology annotation, biological process: apoptotic DNA fragmentation. Bases 141 to 1025 code for a protein of 294 amino acids.